AGUACACCUUUGGCAGAAGACACGUGAGUUGUCAGGAAGCGGAAGCUUUUCCUUUAUGUUUUUCCGGGUCGUCGACCAGAAACGUCGUGCUAACGGCGCGGAUAAAUAGAAACUUUUUCCAGAAACUUCCCAUUUGGAGUAUAUUAGUCUCUUUUAAUUAGAUUUUUUCUUUUGGAUAUUUACUACGUAAGCGAUUCAACGAAGGAUAAAGAUCCAAUUUGAAGGUUUGUAUGUGUAAUUAGGCAGUUUUUGUUUUGAUGUUAGUUACUUGUGAAUAGCGGUGAGCUAACGCUAAUUAGCAAAUAGCUGGACUACAGGAUGUCUAAGCGGGAGGCGGAGGAGUUGAGGCCAUGGGUGGAACGCACAGUGAAAAAGGUCCUGGGCUUUUCAGAGCCCACCGUGGUCACUGCAGCUUUACACUGUGUUGGAAAAGGUCUCGACAAAAGGAAGACCACAGACCAGCUACGUCCAUUUCUUGAUGAAUCUGCUGGCGGUUUUGUCGAAAGACUUUUUGAAGCUUUGGAGGAGACUCGCCGUGGCAGCAAAGAACAGAAUCGCAAGAGAGACCUAAAGGAUGCAUUUAGUAAUGAGACUGAAACUCGUGUCGUACGAGAGACUUCUGAAACAGGUGAUGGAACACCCGCAAAGCGGAAGCGUGUCCCUCGAUUUCAGGAGGUGGAAGAGCCAGAGGCCAUACCUGCCACUCCGACCGAGAAUCCUGGCAUGCUCACAAAGAUGCAGAUUAAGCAGAUGAUGGAGGCAGCUACAAAACAGAUUGAAGAAAGGAAGAAACAACUGAGCUUUUCCUCUUCUACUACACCAUUGCAGCUGGACAACAUACCAGUAUCGAGACUUCUUGGUGCUGCAGCUGCUGCAUCAAUGGGUGGCGCUUCUAUUGCUCCAUCCCAGGCUGCUAACUUCAUGAAUGAUGCCAUCGAGAAGGCCCGCAAAGCUGCUGAGCUGCAGGCUCGCAUCCAGUCUCAGUUGUCAAUGAAACCUAAUAUUCUUGGCGCAUUGGGGAACACUGGGCCUCAGAACCUAGUGGCACUAGCUAAUCUACAUGCCAUGGGCAUAGCUCCACCGAAAGUUGAAAUCAAAGAGGUGAAUAAGCCAACUCCUCUUAUUCUGGAUGAAAUGGGGAGAACAGUUGAUGCUAGUGGCAAAGAGAUUGAACUUACACAUCGUAUGCCUACAUUGAAAGCCAACAUUCGAGCAGUAAAGAGGGAGCAGUUUCGUCAGCAGCUGAAAGAGAAGCCUGGAGAUGACUUAGAGUCCACAUCCUAUUUUGAUAAUCGAGUGCUAAUUACACCUGCACAGCGUCCUCGCAGGACCUUUAAGUUUCAUGAACAAGGGCGGUUUGAAAAAAUUGCUCAGAGGAUCAGAACUAAGGCUCAACUAGAAAAGCUGCAGAAUGAAAUUGCCCAAGCAGCUAAGAAAACAGGUAUUCAGGCAUCUACCAAGUUGGCUCUGAUUGCCCCCAAGAAGGAGCUUGGGGAGGGGGAGGUGCCCAACAUUGAGUGGUGGGACUCCUACAUCCUGCUCUCCAACAUAGUCAUAACCCCAGAAUCUACAUUUGAUCAAAUGGAAUUCUUUGGUGUGACCAACCUAGUAGAACAUCCUGCACAAAUGAGCCCUCCAGUUGACACAGAUAAACCAGUGACACUUGGCGUAUACCUGACAAAGAAGGAACAAAAGAAACUGAGAAGACAGACUCGUAGGGAAGGCCAAAAAGAACUUCAAGAGAAAGUCCGUUUGGGCUUGAUGCCUCCACCAGAACCAAAAGUACGCAUUUCGAACCUGAUGAGAGUGCUGGGUACCGAGGCCGUUCAGGACCCCACAAAAGUAGAAGCCCACGUCAGAGCACAGAUGGCCAAGAGACAGAAGGCUCAUGAGGAGGCUAAUGCAGCUCGCAAACUCACCGCAGAGCAGAGGAAAGAGAAGAAAGCCAAAAUGUUAAAAGAAGACCUUACUAAUGGUGUUCACAUUGCAGUGUACAGAAUCCGCAACCUGCAAAAUCCUGCUAAGAAGUUUAAAGUGGAGGCCAAUGCUAACCAGCUGUAUCUGACUGGCACAGUAGUUCUGCACAAAGAUGUCAACCUUGUUGUGGUGGAAGGCGGCCCUAAAUCUCAGAAGAAGUUCAAAAGGUUGAUGAUGCAUAGAAUCAAAUGGGAGGAACAUAACACUAAAAGAGAUGAUCCAGACGGUGAUGACGAUACAAAGAGGAACAACAAGUGUUGGUUGAUUUGGGAGGGCACAGCUAAAGAACGUAGCUUUGGGGAGAUGAAAUUCAAGCAAUGCCCUACUGAGAACAUGGCCAGGGAACACUUCAAAAAGCACAACACGGAGCACUACUGGGAUCUAGCGCUCAGCCAAAGUGUGUUGGAUAGCACCGAUGACUGAAACCUACCGCUUGAGCACUGAGAUGCUAUUGUUCUCCCUUCUAUGACCUCAAAGCUGUAGCCUCGACAUCAGCUGGCUCUCAUGGCUGGUUGGUUACAGUCAAGGACCCAUCACACUCAAAUAAGACUUGAAUGUUAAAAAGAGGAGGAACAAUAAACCUGUGUUUGGAUGUUUUAUGACUGCUGGACAGACCAGGAUGUGUGUAACGGUGUGUAUGUGUGCCUGCAUCAACGUUCCUCUGUAUGGUGGUAUGAUAGUCAGAUAUUCCAUCUGCUAUUGAGUACUCAGUCGGACGGGCUGCGACGUGUGAAGCAAGAAUCACUUUACAGCUUUGCUCAUGAGAAAUGAUCAUAAUGUUAUAAUGACGUGGUGUUCUCGUGCACUAGUACUCCCUCUGCAACACAAAAAGUUAUUUAAAACCAAACAGCAUGCACACAUGCUGCUAGCUUUCAGUAAACCUGCUGAGGUAAAAUGGACAACUAUGUUGAUUAAAACGUGUUGCUCGUUUUGUUUGGUUAUGUAAAAUGUAAGAAAAGGAGAAGCAACCCUUUCAAGAGCCUGCAAGGUACAGUCAAAAUCCUCAAAUCUGUUUAAUUUACAGGGUAUAAGGGGAGUUCAUUAUUUCAGGUCUAGCUGUUAAUAAAUUGUUGCUCACGUGUUUCCAGUUCCAUCGCUCCUGUUUGAAAAGAAGAAAAAAGUGUUUUUCUCUGUAACUACAGUCACAGCCUUAAAUAAACAAUUGACUCAC
Molecule: messenger RNA, 3148 nt
Organism: Thalassophryne amazonica
Lineage: Eukaryota; Metazoa; Chordata; Actinopteri; Batrachoidiformes; Batrachoididae
Gene: prpf3
Product: PRP3 pre-mRNA processing factor 3 homolog (yeast)
Exons: 17
Coding region: 319-2400 (693 amino acids)
Biological process (GO): mRNA splicing, via spliceosome
Cellular component (GO): U4/U6 x U5 tri-snRNP complex
Source: RefSeq, a predicted model, not a curated record